AUGGGCUCCGCUGCGGACAAUGCUCGGGCUCAGGGCGGUCAGGACGAGAAGUCCAGGUCAGACGCCGAAGGUGAUGGCGACCGACCAGAGACUGAGGGCCACGGGGAGACCGGGCAAGCUGUGCCGGAGAUGCAGCAGCCCAACGUGGAGGAGGGCAGUGAUCCUCUAAAACGGCCUGAUGGCGAGAGCCUAGUGCAGGAGUUGAUGGAGGAAUUCAGGGAGGACUGGGAGCCCGCGGUGGAGGCGUUGAACGAAGCAGAAGAAGCUUUUGGCCUGGGAGGCGCCCAAUCCUUGGCUCAGCACUUUACGGGGGGCAAGGGCAUCUGGCAGAGCAGCGAGGGCUGGCGGGCAGCCCGGGAGCUGCGAAAGACAUUGGCAAAGCUGCCCGAGUUGAGGAAAUUGGUGCACCGCAUUGGUCGCCGUGCGGCCGUGAAGGGACCCAGACGAUGGUUGCCGGGAGAAGAGGAGGAGUUGGUCGCCAGCCACGGUGUGGCGCGUAGCGUCUCUGCGCCCACGCAGACGGCGGGGCUCACGCGGAGCGGCUGUGUGGAGCUGAUGCUACCCAUGGAGGCUCAUUUGCUGGUCUAUGGCCGUCGCCACCGUUCGGUGAGGGCCCUGCACCACUCGCGACGCCUGGAACAGUCGCUGCUGAGUUACCAGAGGGCCUCGUGGCUGGACGUGCCAACGCACGAACGCCUCUCCGAGGAGAUGCGCCCCGCUGGGGAGAAUGGUCCCUUGAUCCUUUGCCUGGACACCAGUGGCAGCAUGGGGCGCAAAGGAGGUGCACCCGAGACCGUGGCCAAAGCCUUGGUGUUUGAAUGCCUCCGCCAAGCACAGCAGCAGAAACGUCGCUGCUACCUCUUCGCGUUCUCCACGGGCGAAGAUCUGCAGGAGAUGGAGCUGGACUUGACUUCCGACAACCUGCAAGGUUUAUUGGACUUUCUCAGCUGGGCCUUUCAUGGUGGCACCUCUCUCAACGAGGUGCUCACCGCCAGCGUGGAACGACUGCAUUUGGCCAACUGGCAGAAUGCCGAUCUGUUGCUGGUGACAGACGGUGAAGUGCCACGGGUGGAAGAAAAAGUCAUGGAAGAAUUGGAGGAAGCGAAAUCCUGCGGUGCGCGUGUCUAUGGCGUGGUGGUGGGCAACAAGACCGGCUCCGUGAUGAUGGAGGUGUGCUCGGAGCUAUAUCACUUCUGCCAACGGCCAGGCGAUUUCCACCCGACCGAAGGCACCGCUCGCGGUGCCCUCGACUCGCGCAGCUGGGCGCUGCGGCGCGUGGCCACCGCGGCGUUACCGCCGAAGCGAGGGAGGUCACUAUCUACCAAAGCGGCUUUGACAGGUGCCACCCUGCCGGGUUCACCACAGACCUCCAGCGUGCGCGGCGUGUGCGGCGCUACUGUCUGUGCCUAUGGGGCGUCGCAGCAGCGCCGGGGGAUGGAGACGCGGGAAGAGCGACAAACGCGCGAGCAACGCUGGGCAGAGCGAGAGAAAGCCAGGAACAAUGAGCACGAGAAGGAGUUGGAGUCGAAGAUGGGCAAGCGAUGGCAGUGGGUCGGCGGCCGCUGGCUCACCAAGGAGGAGGCUGAAGCACAAACUGCGAAGAUCGAGCUGGUCUACCAAGAGUCGCGAUUGGGAGAGGCGAACCUGCAGUUGGAACUGAAGCGCCACUUUCAGAGCAGGUUCCUGCCGCCGCACGGUGCGCAGUCGCAGCCCGAUGAUCUGGUGGCGGCACAGUGGGCUGAGGAGUUCCUCACGCGCUUCCAGGACCAGCUGCUCUCGCUGCUGGUGCGCGCCUCUCGGGAGGCGUCACGGCUGGGCUGCGCCAAGUUCGAGCCGCAGGCGGCGUUGCUCGGCCUCUUCCGGUGUCCGGUGGGCAAGGAGAUUUGUCGGCAGGGCCUUGAUGGAAGCGAAGAGGACGUCACGGAGAGGUCAAGACAGCAACUGGAGCGUUGUCUGCGACGUACCGCGGAGGGCAGUUUCGACUUCGAAGAUUUGCCCUUCAGCCCGGACCUCCGACACCUCUUGGAGUCUGUCGAGGCGGAGCGUGCUCGGCUGCAACACGAUGAAGCUCAGGUGGGCCACUUGGCCCUGGCCCUUACAGCACCGCAGUUUCGGGGCACCUGGGGACCGCUGGAGGAGGAACUCGGUGUCAAGCCGCAGCAGCUGCGGCCCGCCGCGCUGGCGUCGCUGGGGGGCUUCUUCGCGCAGGCCGAAGCACAGGCGGAGGCGUGGCUGAUCGGUCUUUGCAGCGAUCUGCAUGAGCCCCGUGGGGCAGGAGCUUCGAAGCCGCUGAAGGGCCUGGCCUCGGCCUAUGCCAAGCUGACGGAUGGCCUGGUGGAACGAUCUGUUGAGGCCAAAUUGCUACUUCUGGCUGCUCUUGCAGGUGAACAUCUCUUCCUACUGGGAUCUCCUGGCACUGCCAAGAGCCUGUUGGCCCGGCGGCUCUCGAAGGUGUGCGAAGGCUCCUACUUCGAACGGUUACUCACCAGGUUCACAGUGCCCGAAGAGCUCUUCGGGCCCUUGUCCCUGCAUGCGCUAGAAGAGGAUGAGUUGCGACGCAAGACCCAGGGCUACCUGCCUGAGUGCGACGUGGCCUUCAUCGAUGAGAUUUUUAAGGCCAACUCUUCAAUCCUCAACUCGCUGCUGGUGAUCCUCAACGAGCGUCGCUUCGACAACGGCGACCAGCGCGUCUUGGUGCCGCUCUGGACGGCGGUGGCAGCCUCCAACGAGCUGCCGGACACGGAAGAGCUGGAUGCCUUGUACGAUCGCUUCCUUCUGCGGCGCCACGUCUCCCGUAUCUCGCGCAGGUCGGUUCCCGACUUCUUGAAGAUGACGUUGAGCAGAGAGGAAGCGAAGGGCACGGCCGCUGGCGCAGGCGGCGCCGGCGGCGCUGGCGUUGCAGCGCGCGUGGGGCAAGUUGGCACGCUGCUGUCCAUCGAGGACUCCUGGGACCUUCAGAGCCGCGCCACGGACGUGGACUUCCCGGAAGAUCUGCUGGUGGUGAUUGCAGACUUACGCGAGUUCCUCGCUGAGGCCGAGCCGCGCUUCGAAGUCUCGGACCGGCGCCUGGCGCGCAGCGUGCGGCUGCUGCGCAUCGCGGCGGCAGCGGCAGGCGGCACCACAGUGGUGGAGGCCGACUUGCUGUUGCUGCGGCACAUGUUCUGGGACCGUGAGCCCGAACAAGGUCAACUGGUGACUGAGUGGCUGCUACGGCGCUUGGGCGACACGGGGGAUGGCAAGAAGGCCUGGUCCUUCCUGCUGGAGGGUCUUCAGACGCGUUUGAGGCACGGUGUGCGCGGCCCGGCCCUGGAGGCUGCCAGGAAGGACCUGCGGAACCUGCAGCAGGCCGCCUCCCGCGCCAUGCUUCGCUUAGCGCAGAUCGCGCGCGACGCGCCGACGCCGCUGAAGGAGGAGGGCACUUCCACCGGGGGCGUCACGGUGGACCGCUUCUUCUGGUUGAGUGAUGCGGAGCGGCGGCAUGCGGCGGAGCUGGGGGACAAGUGCGCCGAGGAAGCAGAGAAGCUGCAGGAACUGCUGAAGGAGGUGUCAGUGUUGAUUCAAACAGUUGCCGUGGAAGACGACCGCGAGCGCGAGCGACUGCUGGCGCGGCGCCUGGGGAUUCAGCGCCAGAACCAGGAGGACAAGGCGAUUCGCUACGAUGAGUGGGGCGAUGAGAUCUGA
Molecule: messenger RNA, 3681 nt
Organism: Cladocopium goreaui
Lineage: Eukaryota; Dinophyceae; Suessiales; Symbiodiniaceae
Source: the annotation of a GenBank genome assembly